Ixodes scapularis (black-legged tick) is the source of this 1561-nucleotide messenger RNA. RefSeq names its product GDSL esterase/lipase CPRD49-like. The record is from RefSeq and is a predicted model, not a curated record. The coding region runs from base 664 to 1323 and encodes 219 amino acids. The transcript has 2 exons. Lineage: Eukaryota; Metazoa; Arthropoda; Arachnida; Ixodida; Ixodidae.
GUCUUUCGAGGUUCGACGAACUUCAAACUUUUAUUGGAAAAGGUCAAAGUUCGUCGAACUUUUGUCUUUUCAGGAAUCAAAGUUCGACCAUUUUCGAAUUCCGGUCGAAGGUUAGAAAAUUGUAGGAUUUCUUAGCGUAAAAAGGUCGAAAGUUAGAAAAUUGUUGGAUUUCUUAGCGUAGGAAGGUCAAAAGUUUGAAAAGCUUCGAGCUCUUAGUGCAAGAAGUUCAAAAGUUCGUAGAUCAUCGAUUUUUGAAAGUGCUUCCUCCGACGGGCGUCGGAGGAGUGGGCCCUGUGUGCAAAUCGUUCCUCCGACGCCGGAAGUGACGUAGUCGCGUCGGAGGAAAGACGGCUGUGUGGAAAUCGUUCCUUCGACGCCGGAAGUAACGUAUCAUCCCCGGCCCCGGAUGUUGCCUUUGUUAUGACAUGUGGCCGACCAUGUGCGUCUGCCGCUGUAGUCUUCUGUGGUCGGGUCCUGGCCGCGCUGCUGUCGGCUCCGGUCACGCAAGCUAUUUUGACUGAUUUUUCGCACUCUUUGAAGCGUUUUGUUUAGCAUUGUCUUGUUCUUUUUAGCAAUACAUUUUUCCGUAUCUAGUGCUACUCUUUGUAUUUUGGCUUUGAUCGCACCCCCAACGUGCCUCGAGUUUUGGUAGCCGGCGAUUCGAUGGUGAAGUACUUGCCAUUGAAUAGUCGGUUGGCUGUUGAGGUUGCGCCGUUUAGUGGUAUUAGAAUCGAGCACUUGUUUUCCCAGGUGUCUGAGAAGCUACCCGAUUUUGAUGUCAUCCUACACGUUGGCACUAAUAAUUCCCAUAUUAGUGCCAGCGUGUACAUCGACAAAUAUCGUCGUCUAGCUGCCCAGAUCUGUGAACGCAAUCCAAUGAUGCAGAUCGCCUUUUCUGUCGUUCUUCCGAGACGGGAGAAUAGGUUCUGCUCAUUGGAAUGGCAGCGUAGUCACGCUGCAGAGAUCGAGGCUUCGAAUGACCGUUACCGAGAGGUGAACUCGCUGCUGCGAGAGUUGUGUCGCAGGGAAGGGUUCACGUUCCUUGACGGGCUAGCUGACGAGUGGCACCAGUGGAUCCACCGCGACGGCGUCCACCCAAACCGGAUCGGCAACAAGGUCCUCGCUGGGUUCAUGGGCCAGCAAGUAUGGAGCAUCCUGGAGAAGAUGGCCAGGGCCAAGAUCCAGCAGGACCACAAGGAGGCAAUGCCAGGGACCCUCUCGUGGGACGGCUGGACCAUCAAGGGUGCCCUAUUGACCGCGCCAUGUUGUCUCUUCAGAAUUCUCCGACUUUUCCAGCAAAGUUUUGUUAAUCUGACGACAUAGUCUUUCUAAGAGGCUGGGGAAAUUAUAGCAAAAAGUUUGUGGGCCUCACAUCUGGUAACAAGAAGGCUCCAAAAACAAGGCCCCUUGAAAACUGAGCAAGUUGCUACUUGUGUAAAUUGGCUCUGAAGAAACCAACAACUAGGCGCUGCACAGUCCGAUGAUUCUUUCCGAGUCUGAAGUGCUUCGAGGGAAUCGGAAUUUUGUGUUAUAAUGUGAAUAAACUGUUCUGCAUUGCAAA